AUGACACGCGCUCAGCAAACCGUCUCCGUCGUCCUCCUUGUCUCCUCUCUCUACCUCGUUGCCUACCUCGGCCUCGUCCCCCUGAACGAGACCAUCCAGACCGAAAUCCUCCCCGUGCUCCCCUUCUGGGCCGUCAUCGUUUUCGGCUGCUACCUCCUCGGCCGUCUAGGAGUCGCGAUCUUCACCUUCAACGACGUCCCCGAGGCACACGCUGAGCUGCAGAAGGAGAUCGAACAGGCCAAGGUCGAGCUGCGCCAGGGCAAGAUCGAUGUCGACUAA
Messenger RNA from Penicillium waksmanii, 279 nucleotides. Its product is annotated as dolichol-phosphate mannosyltransferase subunit 3. The record is from RefSeq and is a predicted model, not a curated record. The coding region runs from base 1 to 279 and encodes 92 amino acids. The transcript is spliced from 3 exons. Gene Ontology annotation, biological process: GPI anchor biosynthetic process. Lineage: Eukaryota; Fungi; Ascomycota; Eurotiomycetes; Eurotiales; Aspergillaceae. Gene Ontology annotation, cellular component: dolichol-phosphate-mannose synthase complex; endoplasmic reticulum membrane.